AUGGCCAAAACCAUCAAUACUAAAAAAUCAAGAGGUAGACCAAAAACAAUAUGUGGAAUCAAAAAGUGCCAGAUGUGUAAUGCUACUACUACACCAGAAUGGAGAAAGGGAUUGGGAGGUUGUUACUAUUGCAAUGCAUGUGGUCUUAGACUGGCAAAGCAUAGAAACGAAUUUUCCCACCUAGUUCCAUCUUCCACUAGAUCACCAUCGCCACCAUCAUCACCUGUAUAUGAAAUGAACCCAAACUCUAUCCAAUACCCAAAUAUUAAAAAUAAUACCACCACCACCGUUGCUGACAUUAACCAAUCUUCUUCAGAUACAGUACCAUCAUCUCCACCAACAAAUGACCAAUCUUUACCAUUCUCCAUUCGUCGUUUGGAACUAUCUGAUUCAAAAAAACUUCCCUCAUCUCUCAUCAAGGCAUCGAUUCAAUUUUUACUCAACAAUCCAAUUCCAGAUGAAAAGGAAAAGGAAAAUGGAAAUAUUAAUAAUUACAAUUGUAAAAGAAGUUAG
Cavenderia fasciculata is the source of this 513-nucleotide messenger RNA. RefSeq lists its product as uncharacterized. The transcript has 2 exons. The record is from RefSeq and is a predicted model, not a curated record. Gene Ontology annotation, molecular function: sequence-specific DNA binding; zinc ion binding. NCBI's taxonomy places the organism in Eukaryota, Evosea, Eumycetozoa, Acytosteliales, Cavenderiaceae. Bases 1 to 513 code for a protein of 170 amino acids. Gene Ontology annotation, biological process: regulation of DNA-templated transcription.